Messenger RNA from Cylas formicarius (sweet potato weevil), 1669 nucleotides. RefSeq names its product spermine oxidase-like. The coding region runs from base 40 to 1506 and encodes 488 amino acids. Lineage: Eukaryota; Metazoa; Arthropoda; Insecta; Coleoptera; Brentidae. The record is from RefSeq and is a predicted model, not a curated record. The transcript is spliced from 4 exons. Gene Ontology annotation, molecular function: polyamine oxidase activity.
AAAUAAUUGUUCCUUUUCCAUUUUGCACCAACCACCGCCAUGUGCAUUCCCUUUCUGUUAAUUCUUAGUUACUGUAGCUUAUCAUGGGCGCAGGAACAUCCGUCGGUUCUUAUAGUGGGUAGUGGUCCGGCCGGCGUAGCUGCCGCUACCAAAUUGUUGAAAAAUAAUUUCACCAAUGUUAAAAUUCUGGAAGCCGAAAAUAGGAUUGGCGGUAGAAUUCACAGCCUAAAGUUUGGUGACGCGUACGUCGACUUAGGUGCGGAAUAUUGUCACGGAGAAGAGGGCAACGUUGUUUAUUCCAUGGUGAAAGAUCUCAACGUUUUGGUGCAUCCAAAGCCCAACGUUACGGUUCUAAGUUCAAAUGGCGAAGAGGUCAAUAGGACCGUUGUCGACAAAGUACUGCGCUUAGUUUAUUUUUUAGGUGGCAGUCAACCCGACGACGAGACUCAAAAAGAUUGCGAAAAUGCGUUGUCACUAGGUGAAUGUGUGGAUUCGAGGUACGAAAAGUGGACGGAGAACGCCGAUAACGACAAGCUGGUGCUAAAAGAUUUAAAAUCGUGGACAGAAAACUGUAUUCUAUCGUACGACAGCAGUUUCGAUACGCACGACUCUCUUUAUAAGGCGGAUUUUAAAUCGUGCGAUGGCGACAACGGCAUGCAUUGGGACGGUCACGGAUACAAAACCAUCUUAGACGUUAUGAUGCAGAAAUUUCCGGAUCCACGGCAGCAACUGCCCAUAGACGAUAAGGUUCUGCUCGGAAAGGAGGUGACCGGUAUUACCAAAUGGAAAACUGGCGGCAUGGUACAAAUAUCCUGCAGCGAUGGAAGCGUAUACUUCGCGGAUCACGUUAUUUUUUCCCCAUCGGUUGGGGUAUUGAAAGCCGACCAUUCGAAAAUGUUUCAACCUUCGUUGCCGGAAGAAAAAAUAAGCGCCAUAAAUAAUAUAGGUUUUGGUUCUGUGGUCAAAGUAUUUUUCCACUAUCCGGAGAGAGUAAACCGGUUUGGUGGUGUGCUAUGCAUUGUACAGAACAGCAAGGAUUUGCAGGAGGUGACAGGAGUGAAUGAAGUUUUGCUGUCUAAUGUUGUAUGUAUUCUGGACGUCGACCAUAAUCCCAACGUCUUGGUUGCAUGGUUCGCGGGGAAAAACGUGACAGCCAUCGAGAGCUUGAACAAUGAUCAAAUUAUGGAAGCCCAGAAAUAUUGGACGAAGAACAUUUUUGGACCUAAAUUCAAUAUUGGAUUGCCUGAUAAAAUUCUCAAGUCAACGUGGUAUACAAAUCCGCACUUCAGAGGCACCUACUCCUACGCGUCAGUCAAGGGACAUUCUAAAGGUGGUGGUGGUUUCCCUAGUUCGCUUGCAACCCCGUUAGUCGAUGACGAUGGAGUUCCUAGAGUUCUAUUCGCCGGAGAAGCUACCCAUCCUCAUUUCUAUUCAACUGUUCACGGUGCAAUUGAAACAGGAUAUAGAGAAGCGGAGAGGAUAUUAAAACUCUAUAACAUAGACUGAGCUUUUUCACCAGCACAUUUUUUUCCAAACUUAGCCCAAAAAAUGAGAUUUCGGUUAUUUGCCAGAAUUGUGUGUUAAUAUUAUGCCAUUGAGGAUUUGCAUGUGGUUUUAUUCUGUAUGUUUUGUCGUACAAAACUUCUCAAUAAAUAUAUAUAAAGAUAUA